UCUCUCUCUCUCUGCCUCUCUCUGUCUACCUCUCAUCAUUUAUCUCUAUCUAUCUUUCUCUCUCUCUCUCAACCCUAUAACCCACAAACUUCUACACCCCCACCAUCACCAUCUUCUUCUUUCUUCUUUUUCCUUCUCAACACUCCUUCCUUCUUCCUCACCACAAUCUCACCGCCGACAUCACUAUUUCCUCUUCGUCCGUCAAAUUUUCGACGACCACCAUUUUUUCCAGUGAAUCGUCCUUCUUUCUCCCUCUUUUUCCACUCUUUUAAGAUUUUGGGUCUGGUUCGUAGCUUUUUUCAAUUCAAGGUAUGCAAAAUUUGAAAAGUCGGAGGCCAAACUGCAGCACUGUGAUUCUUCUGAGUUUGUGAGAGAGAGAGAGGAGAGGAGAGAGGUGAGCGGUGAUGAAGAAGACGUUGAGUAAGCAUUUCUUACACGAGCAUACAUUGGAACUCAAUGAUAAGGCAGAGGAGAAGUGUAAAGGUAAGUGCAGGGUAUGCCGAGAACCAAUCACUGAUUGGCAAUACUAUCGUUGUAGUAAGUGCCCUGAUAUACGCAUCCACACCCAUUCCUGUUCUCAAAUUCCACUCCAAUUCGAUCACCACCCCUUUCAACCCCACCCUCACCACACCCUUUACCUUUCCGAUAAACUCCUUCCAUCCCACUUUUGCUACGCUUGUGGUGGCAAUUGUUACGGAAGAGACUUCUUCAUCUACAGAUGUCUCGCCUCUGAUUUUGCCCUCCAUGUCAAGUGCGCUCUCCUCACCCCAACCCCCACCGCAAUCGCCACCAAAAACAACCACCACAACAAGAAGAUUCAAUUUCAAUUUCAGCACCAGAACGACCAACCCAAUCACCCACAUCCCUUUAUAUUGUGUCAUAAGGAUCAGAAUUUGAUUUAUAAGUGCACUUGCUGUGACUUGGUUAUUAAUGAAGAUUGUGUCUAUGUAUGUUUACAGUGUAAGGGUUUGUUGCACAAUUCAUGCUUAGAGUUGCCAUGGGAAAUUAAACACCCAUUUCACUCCUCGCAUCCUCUCGUCCUCCGCUCUCGGCCUGGCUCAUAUGACCGAGAGUUCAUCUGCAGCGUCUGUUGCCAGAGGCGGCACGGUUUCGCCUACCAUUGUUUUAAGUGCAAGUUUGUGGUAGAUGUUCAUUGUGCUUGUUUGAUACCUGAACAUGGUCAUACUCAUAUUGAACAAUUCAAGCACUCCCAUCCCUUGUUUUUGUGCCACAAUAAUAAUAAAAAUGAGAAUCUUAUUCAUUCUUAUACCUGCUAUGCUUGUUGGCGGCCCUUGAACGAUUCUAUUUAUUUUUGCCCUGAAUGCUGUGCCCUGCUUCACGAGUCGUGUGCUAAUUUGCCCCCAGAAAUCGAGCACCUCCUUCAUCCUCACCACACUCUCACCCUCCACUACCAUCAUCGACAUAGUCAAGUAAAUACACGCAACCUGAAAUGUGGGGUAUGUUUGAGCGAUUGUCAUGGUUUUUUCUACGAAUGUUCCCACUGCGAAUGGUACAUGGAUGUUAGAUGUGCUUUUUUGUCAAAGCCCACUAUUAUGAGCAGGUCUAAAAUUCACCACCACCCUCUUGCUUUGAUCUUCGCGGAAACUGCUCGAGUGGGUUGCAAGACCUGCGCAAAGUUCUGCCCCCAUAGCCCUUUAUUCCGUUGUGUGUGGUGCAAUUUCAGUCACCAUGUCCAUUGUAUUUCAGCAUUACCGCCUACCCUCAAAUACAAUAAUCAUAUCCAUCGCCUUACCUUCACCAAUUCUCCAAUUAAAGACCAUCAGGAUGAAGAUGAUGAGGCAGAGCUUUACUGUGAUGCUUGCGAAAAAAGAAGGGAUCUACCACAAGCAACUUAUUAUUGUGAAAAGUGCCACUACGUUGCUCAUCCUCAUUGCGUGGUAUCUGAGAUCAUACAUAUUCUUGAAGAAAAGUGGUCAAAGCACGAAAAUGUUGAGGAGCCACCUGCACUGACAUUGAAAGAAUUUCUAGACUCAUUUUCAGAGGAUGAGAACAAAGAAGUGAAAGGUGUUUUUGAAGCAUACAGAAGGGAUGUCCGAGGAAAAACUGGCAUCUUUAAAAACAUCGAGAAUUCUGAGCUUAGGCGCUCCACACAUUUAGACAAGGUCUCUGCACGAGUCAUGAAAAAGCUUAUUUUUGAAGUUGAUGUUGCAAUGCCUUGGGAAAAUUGGGAUUCCACAUCAAAGGUUAUUAAGGAUGGAAACUACAUGAUUUUGGAGAACCAGGUGUCCAUCCUAAAAGUCUUGUUUUCAAAAUAUGGGGACUUUAGUAAUAGAUCAAGACUUAGUACGAAGGCAAUUAUGUUAUUCAUAAUGACAGUAUGUGAAGCCGUAUACAACAUGUGCAACACCAAGGUCGUGGACAUAACUACAAGUCUACUUUUGACUUGGUUUCACUCCUUUGCUCUUGCUCAAUAUGCAAACUUUGAAAUUAUGUUUGUCAUUGCCCGUUUGACCAAACUGGUGCGUGCUCACUUUGGCCUCCAAGCUGAUCAUGAUGUUCCUGUAGACCUUAACCUUGCUGGACUGAGUGUCCAGAUCGCAAAGCAACUUGCAGUCAUAGAUUCCAAAGCACUGGCCAUUGUUAAACAAGAUGGAGAAACUGAUGAUCUCCGGAAGAAGGUAGAUUCGAUGCAGCUAACCAUUAGCAAACUGGAUGAAGCUAUUCAAGAGCUUGAAAAUAAUAAACAAGCAAUUGAAAAGAAGAAACAGGCACUUGGAAAGAAGAAACAGAAACAUGCACUUGAAAAGGAGAAAGAGGCACUUGAAAAGAACAAGAAGGCACUUUUGAAGACGCUCGAAGAGAAGUGCGUAAGAAAGGAGUGCUUGAUUGAUGCUCUAGAACUCGAGGGACAGAUGGCAGGCACAAGCCUGUUGUGAUGUGCAGCAAAGGCUCUACUAUUACUAGCAGCAACCAUUGUUGCAACAGAUCAUACACAUUCUACAAGAAGAGUGGUCAAAGCAUGAAAAUGUUGAGUGCUUUUCAGGGGCCACUUGUAGUGACUUUAAAAGAAAUUUUAGAUUCAUUUACAGAGAAUGAGAAUGAAGAAGUGCAAGGUCUUUUCGAAUCUUACAGAAGGGAUGUUCGAGAAGGUGCCAUCCUCCCAAAAAUCUUUCUAUCUUUAUACGAGGAUGCGGAUGAGGACAAGAACAAAAAAAUAUGUAUGGCCGUGGCCAUGGAAAAGUUUUUUUCUGAAGUUGAAGUUGAAGUUGCAAUGCCUUGGGAAAAUUGGGAUUCCACAUCAAAGGUUAUUAAGGAUGGAAACUACAUGAUUCUUAAGAACCAAGUGUCUACCCUGAAAGACUUGUUUUCAAAAUAUGGGGACUUCAGUAAUAGAUUGAAACUUAGUACGAAGGCAAAUACAUUAUUCAUGAUGGUAUCCUAAGCUAUAUACAGCAUGUGCAGCACCAAGGUUGUGGACAUAACUACAAGUCUACUUUUGACCUGGUUUCACUUUUUUGCUCUUGCUAAAUCUGCAGAAUUGAAAAUUAUGUUUGUCAUUGCAAAAAGAACCAUCAACAAUGUAGAGAAGUAAUUCUAUUUUAAUAAUUUAAUCUCAAUUUUCACUAUUUGCUCUUUUUUAUUCCGUUAUUCUGACCUCACUUUGUCUUGGUAAUUUGAUCAUACAUAUUCUAGAAGAAGAGUGGUCAAUGCAUGGAAAAGUUGAGGUAAAAAUUGCUUUUGUUGAUAUUGCCCUUAAAACUGUUCUAUCUACAAAUAUCUUAGAUCUACUUGAGCCUUCUAGUGAAAGUGCCUACGUUCUUCAGGCUCUUCUUCUUCUUCUUCAUUUUCCUUUUGUUUAUGUCCACAUUUUUCUUUUCAUUCAAAAAGUCAACAUCUUGAUUUUGUGUUUUCUGUAAUUUUCAGGAGGUACGUGCACUAUUGUCGAAAGAAUUUUUAGAUUCAUUUACAGAGGAUGAGAACAAAGAAGUGUAAGGUCUUUUUGAAGAAGCCUACAAAGGGAGUGUUCAAGGAGAAAAAGGCAAGAUUUUGCUAUGUUUAUACGAGGACAGGGAUAGGAUGAGUAUGACAAAAUAGAUAUGAUCAAGGUCUUGAUGAAAAAGUUUGUUUCUGAAGUUGAAGUCACAUUGCCUUGGGAAAAUUGGGAUUCCACAUCAAAGGUUAUUGAGGAUGGAAACUACAUGAUUUUGGAGAAUCGGGUGUCCAUCCUAGAAGCCUUGCUUUCCAAAUACGGGGACUUAAGUAAGAGUUCAAGACUUGGCACAAAGGCAACCAUGUCAUUCACAAUGACAGUAUGUGAAGCUGCACACGACAUGUGCAGCACCAAGAUCAGGGACAUAACUACUAGUCAAUUUUUGAUCUGGCUUCUCUCCUUCACACUUGCUCAAUAUGCAGGCUUUGAAAUUCAGUUUGUCAUUGCUUGUUUGACAAAACUGGUGCGUACUCACUUUGGUCUCCAAGCUGAUGAUGACAUUCGUAUAGAACUUGAGCUUGCCAAAAUGGGUGUCCCGAUUGCAACACAACUUUCAGUCGUAGAUUCUAAAGAGCUCACCAAUAUUGAACAAGAUGGAGAAACUGAUGAUGAUCUCUGGAAGAAGGUAUCUUUGCAGCUAACCAUUAUGAAACUAGAUGAUGCCAUUGAAGAUCUUAAAAAGAAGAAACAGGCACUUUUGAAGUUGCAAGAGGAUAGGUGCUUAAGAAAGGAGUUCUUGAUUAAUGUUCUAGAACUAGAGAGACAGAUGGCAGGCGCAAGCCUAUUGUGAAAGGGUCUACUACUAGUGGCAACUACCAUUGUUGCAGUAGGUUUGUGGUCCUUGACUCUUGUGUUGAUUUGAUUAUGUGUCAUUUCAUAGGAAUCAUUAUGUACACAUAACCAACCACGUAAACUAGAGGCGGAACACUCCAUUGAUCACAAUUAUUCUUCACUUUGA
Molecule: messenger RNA, 4910 nt
Organism: Camellia sinensis
Lineage: Eukaryota; Viridiplantae; Streptophyta; Magnoliopsida; Ericales; Theaceae
Source: RefSeq, a predicted model, not a curated record